AGGCGGGGCGGAGGCGUUCGAGGCCGGAGACACGUACAGUUCGAUCAGAACAGUAGCUGCAGCUGUUGUAACCGCGACGGGACGCCUUCUCUGUGGCGGAUUGUGUGUUUUGACGUAGAGAAUUGCUCCUCACCAACUAGUACUAUGGAUGUUUUCAACAGGAACAUAAAUUUUGAUGCCCUCUUCAAGUUCUCCCACAUCUCUGCAUCAACUCAGCAGCACCUGAAGAAGGUCUAUGCCAGCUUUGCAUUAUGUAUGUUCCUAGCGGCAGCUGGUGCUUAUGUCAAUGUGGUAACUCAGCUGGUGCAGUUUGGACUGCUGACUGGCCUGGGAGCAUUAGGCCUUAUGAUUUGGUUGAUGGCCACACCCCACAGCCGAGAAACCGAAGAGAAACGUCUGGCUAUCCUGGCAGGCUUUGCUUUCCUCACUGGAGUCAACCUGGGUCCUCUACUGGAGAUGUGCAUUGCCAUCAACCCCAGCAUCAUCCCAACUGCUUUCCUGGGCACAGCAGUGAUCUUCAGCUGCUUCUCCCUGAGUGCUCUCUUUGCUAAGCGCCGUGCCUACUUGUAUCUAGGGGGCGUCCUUUUCUCUGGCCUGUUCUUGAUGCUGCUGUUCUCCCUGGUCAAUAUUUUCCUGGGCUCAACUUGGCUCUUCACGGCUAAUCUCUACAUUGGACUUAUGGUUAUGUGUGGCUUUGUGCUGUUUGAUACUCAGCUCAUCAUUGAGAAGGCUGAGAAUGGAGACAAGGACUAUAUCUGGCACUGCGUGGAUCUUUUCCUGGAUUUUGUUAACAUCUUCCGGGAGCUCAUGGUCAUCUUGGGCAUGAACGAGGUAGGUCUGCAUGCAUGGGGCCGUCUCUGAUGCACGUCCAUUAGGAUGCACCAUUUCC
Protobothrops mucrosquamatus (brown spotted pit viper) is the source of this 889-nucleotide messenger RNA. It is a transcript of the gene TMBIM6, whose product is annotated as transmembrane BAX inhibitor motif containing 6. Gene Ontology annotation, molecular function: enzyme binding. Gene Ontology annotation, cellular component: mitochondrial membrane. Lineage: Eukaryota; Metazoa; Chordata; Lepidosauria; Squamata; Viperidae. The coding region runs from base 145 to 861 and encodes 238 amino acids. The transcript is spliced from 9 exons. Gene Ontology annotation, biological process: cellular response to unfolded protein; negative regulation of apoptotic signaling pathway; negative regulation of endoribonuclease activity. The record is from RefSeq and is a predicted model, not a curated record.